This is a messenger RNA of Medioppia subpectinata, 2650 nucleotides long. The record is from the annotation of a GenBank genome assembly. Lineage: Eukaryota; Metazoa; Arthropoda; Arachnida; Sarcoptiformes; Oppiidae.
AUUCUUCUGGAUGUCAUCGAGUGAUAGCCAAUCGUUGACUUAUGAGUCAAUCCUCGAGUCGUUUGUCCGACAAUUGCCGCCAAACGGGACAUUCAAAUGUCAUUACAAUGAGUGCAACAAAUGUUUCACAACUCAAAGCCGAUUGGAUGAACACAAACGCCGCAGACAUGCCGUACAAGACAUCACUCCUCGGGAACCGAUGAUUAGCUCAACCGAUGUCAGAGACCAGUCGAUGACAGCCACAGAUGACGGCCAACAACAACCAAAUGCCAUACCAGUGGCCAACCAAUCACUGCCGACAAUCAGCACCACUUCCAGUCCCGACAGCCAAUCGCUGGACAACACGUGCGAUGACGAUUCAGACAAUGACAUCAAAAUAGUGGACACAAUACCGGCGGUAAACACCGGCCAAACACUGCCGCCGCUACUCAAUGACCACCACUUGUCGGCCACCGCUUCACUUGUCAACAAUCCGUGCCUUAAUAGUCUUAACACAAAUACUGGUCACACGUCCGCCGAUAAGCCGUUGCCGACUACCGGCCAAACUGUCAUUGAUUUGGACACUGAUCUCGAAGUAAUAGAUACUAUACCUGAGCCCAUACGGGCGACUACAGAGCCGGCGCCGACCGCUGAACACCAAACACUCAGUGAUCAACAAUUGCUCAACACUUCACUCGUGGACCACAACCCGUGCCUUAAUACUAUUAAUGCAAAUACUGAUCGCAAGUCGGCCACCGAUAACCAGUUGCCGACUACCGGCCAAACUGUCAUUGAUUUGCCGCCAACUCAUGUGUGCCGUAUCGACGGCUGUGGCCUCGAGUUUACCAUUGAAUACACGCUAAUCGCACACCAGAGGGCUGUCCACAAGACAACGGCGCCAACCGUUCACUUCUGGUACGACACGAGUGGUGUCGGCGGCAAUGUUAGCGCCGGUAGUCCUAAACCUGAUGCCAUCCAUGAGUGCAAACACUGCCACAAAACCUAUGUCACGAAACGGGAGCUCAAGAAACACCGCCGGACUGUCCACUUGUCGGACGACAAACCGUACGGCUGUGCGCACAACGGCUGCGGCCUAUCGUUCGCCACAAUACCGGAGCUGAAGAGACACCGACUGUCUGUCCACUCGGCCACCGGUCGACAGUAUCGGUGCGACGGCUGCGCCAAAACAUAUCACAGCAAACGAAGGUAUGAUAAGCAUAGGCUGACUGUCCACUCAACGGCGACGGCCACUGAAGCAGAACACGUGUCCACUAGUGUUGCCGUAACGGCCGGCCCGACCCCUACCGUCCAAUCGGUCUACACGUGUAAGAAAUGCGACAAAACAUUUGAUACCAAACCGGAACUCAAGACUCAUCGGCGAACCGUUCACUCAAAGACCGCCAAACAGACCGUUCACUCGUCACCGCCGGCUGUGACCGCAUUGGCUCCGCACAAACCGCACGCCUGUCUAUCCCACGGUUGCGGCCAAUCGUUCACUACUAUAUCUGAGCUGAAGAGACACCGACUGGCCGUACACUGUGCUAAAGGUCGACAGUAUCGGUGCGAAGGCUGCGACAAAAAGUAUUACACGAGACAUAUGCUCGAUAAGCAUCGGCUGAAGCACUCGGUGUCAGCUCAGGUCACUCUACGGCCGACCAUUGAUCGUGAAGUCAACUCAAACAACAGUGAUUCUGACUCUGAUCUCGAAGUGAUAGAUGUGUUGCCGGCGCCCAAACGCACCGCACAUUCAGUGCCGCCGAUUACUGGCCACACAUCAAAACCGAAAAUCAUUGAGAUCUCCGAUACGAGUAGUGAUGAAAACUGUGGACACGAAUCGGGCGAUAAUCGGCCAGAAGUGACCGCAAAUGGAGUCCACCCGUCAUCUGAACCACUAGUAGACGAUAUACCAGUGCCGGUGCGCCCCAUCGCUGAUCACCAAUCAAAACGGAAAUACAUUGAUAUCUCCGAUACGAGUAGUGAUGAGAAUAGUGGACACGAAUCGGGCGACAGUCGGCCAACAGUUAGCGCAAAGGCUGGCAAAGACUCGCAGUCUGUGACCGUAUCGGCGGCUCUCAAAGUGCAUCCCUGUCUACACGACGGCUGCGGCCGAUUGUUUGUCACAAUACCGGAGCUGAAGAAACACCGGCUGUCUGUCCACUCGGCCACCGGUCGACUGUAUCGGUGCGACGGCUGCGACAAAACAUAUCACACAAAACGAAAGUACAACAAACACCGGCUGACACGAGUUAACUGUCCGCCUGUUAUUACCGACACUACAGACGAGCCGUACGUUUGCCUACACGACGGUUGCGACCAAUCGUUUGCCACUAUACGGGAGUUGAGACACCACUCGAUGACUGUCCACUCGACUCCCGGCUGGCAAUACCGGUGCGACGACUGCACCAACAUUUAUGGCGAUAAAUACAGACUGAAUAAGCAUAGACUGACCGCACACUCGGCGGCCACUGGUGUACAACAGGCGCCCAUUGAAUCCAGACCUAACGUCCCGUCCAUUGUUGCGGACGUCAUAGACGCUACCGAUCGGUACGUCUGUCGACACGACGGUUGCGACCAUUCGUUUGCUACUAAAGGGGAGCGUAAGACACACCACAGGUCUGUCCACUCGGGGGCUAUGAAUGCGGCCAACAGUUUGUCAUUCAUAAGAAGCUGA